This is a messenger RNA of Fulmarus glacialis (Northern fulmar), 632 nucleotides long. RefSeq names its product coiled-coil domain containing 69 (gene CCDC69). The annotation marks the transcript as partial. Gene Ontology annotation, cellular component: cytoplasm; nucleus. The transcript has 7 exons. Gene Ontology annotation, molecular function: microtubule binding. NCBI's taxonomy places the organism in Eukaryota, Metazoa, Chordata, Aves, Procellariiformes, Procellariidae. The record is from RefSeq and is a predicted model, not a curated record.
AGACAGCUAAAAGCCCAGCAGCAGAGGGGACCGGCUUCCCAGGAGCUCACAGCCUUGAAGACAGAGAAUGGCCAGGAGGAGGAGGAGAAGUGGCUGCGGGAUGCUGGCCAGACAGGCACUGCGAGAAUCGCCCAGGACGUUAACAUCCAGGUGGAAAAGAGAAAAGACCUCGAGCUGGAGGAGCAGUUCGAUGCCCUAAGGAGGGAGCACACGAAGACCCUGCAAGAGCUCCAGAGAGUGCAUGAGCAGGAGAAGCUGCUGCUGGCAGAGUCCCACCACAGGUCCCAGGAGGCCUUACAGGAGACGAUCCAGGCGCUGAAUUCCCAACUGAAGUCCUUCCAGGAGAGGAUGAAGCGGGUGGAGGAGUCGCUCUUGAGCACAGACUACAAAAAGCACAUCCAGGAGCACGGAAGCCCCAGCCCCUUCUGGGAGCAGGAGCUGGAGAGCCUGCACUUCGUCAUCGAGAUGAAGAAUGAGCACAUCCACGGCCUGGAUAAGAAGCUCUCCCUCCUCACCCUUGUGCCCCCCUUCCAGGCGGAGAGGAACCUUCUGCUGGAGGAGAAGGUGAAGACCCUCCAGCAGGAGAACGAGGACCUGCAGGUUCGCACCCAGAACCACUUGGUCAUGGCAAG